Molecule: messenger RNA, 6995 nt
Organism: Pristis pectinata (smalltooth sawfish)
Lineage: Eukaryota; Metazoa; Chordata; Chondrichthyes; Rhinopristiformes; Pristidae
Product: synaptotagmin-like protein 2
Exons: 22
Coding region: 475-4767 (1430 amino acids)
Biological process (GO): exocytosis; intracellular protein transport
Cellular component (GO): exocytic vesicle; plasma membrane
Molecular function (GO): small GTPase binding; neurexin family protein binding
Source: RefSeq, a predicted model, not a curated record
AAAUUGUUUUGUGUUGUGACUUCCUCUUGACACCUGACGCAAUACAUCAGAGAAGGGUGUGGUGUCACAUUGGAUGCUGGAUGUGACUAUGUGGCACUUUUCUUGACACUUCGGGUGCUGAUCGAUUUCUAACAGUAUUGAAGUGGAAUUUUUUAUUAGGCUUAGAAAAACCAGACAUGUGAAUGUUCAAGAGGAAGUCUACCAAAGGUUUUACUGAAGUUGUUUUCAUCUGAAGCAAAUCCUCACAUUUCUUGGAUAUGGACACUUUGGCAUCAAUCUUCCAAUCAAAAGACUGAAGAAAGUGAAUCUCAUAUUGCUGAAAUUUAUGACCCACCUGCCUACAUAAUGAACUUUGAUCAUGCAGAAUUAGUUUGAAUGUAGUCGGUGAAGCCAGUAAAAUUGGAAGAAGUUGUAUAUUGUGUUUUUUAUAACGCCACCACACCCAGCCUUUACCCUGUCUGAUGCAAUAACGGAAUGAAGAGAGUGAUGGCUAAUAACCUGGACCUCAGUUUCCUCACAGAAGAUGAGUAUCAGGCAGUCCUGAAAGUAAUUCAGAGGGAUUCUGAACUCAAGCAAAAGGACAGUGAACGAAUUAGGACAGUACAGAAAUCCAUUCAAGAUGAAAAGCGAAGGAAACUUGUUACUGGACAGUGGUUUGAUGAGGUUAAAGCAAAACGAUACAGGAAUGCUUUACUUGGAGUGGAUCUGAUCAAGGCCUCGAUAAGAGAGGAAAAACCCAUUAAGCAUGAGACUACUGAAAAGACUGAACAACAGCAAGUUCAUCAGGCUCAAUCGUGUCCCCACCCAACACUGCCUCAAGCUGCAAAAUAUGAAACUACAAGUGUUGCAACUGAUGAAGCUACUGAAGAACCUCCAGAUGAGGUAGAAAAAGACAAAGCAAAACGACAAAUUAAACCAAAGUCAACAUUCGGACAAGAAAUUCAGAGGACGUCACAAAAUGGUUCUUGGGAAAGCGGCAGUGAUGACUCAAGUACUGUACGAGUUGCUCCAGAAACACUUGGAAAGGGCCGGCAAAGAGAUUUUACAGGACCUAAUGUAUCCACUUCAAUAUCUGAGUCUACUUCAGAUUGGCAGAAUCAAACCAAGAGUAUGAGUAUUCAGCAUCCACAAACCUACCAGACACCUAGAUGUUCUGACAAAUCCACCCACUUACAGUCCAAUGUUUCUCGAAUACCAAGGAGAAUUAACUCUGUGGGUACUUCAGGAGACUUGUGCAGGACUGGGGAACCAGCAUCGUCAAAUGCCAAUAUCUUAGAGCAGGCCCACUUAAGUGGUCAGCACAGAACCCCUGCAGUCUCCAGAAUAGAAUCUCCCACUGGAGGACGGGUUCUAGACCAAACAAAACAAGACAAUGUAGCUGUCUUGAGACACCAAGACACUACAGAAGCCCACUUGUCUACUGAGAUUAGGGAGCCAACACCUGCUUCAGUUGAUUGCAGCACACAGGUUCCAAGAGCACAGAAUCGUUUAGAGUUUACAGAAGAACCAUGGAAGGCUCCAGAAAAGUCUGAGCACAGUAAUGUGAAUGGUCAAGGACUUUUCACAGUCACUACUGUAGCAUCCCCAGUGCAGGAGAAUGUCCUGGACAUGCAGAAACCAAAGAAGACUGUUACUGUUCAUUAUAAAGGGGCACCAACCUACCAGAUCCCAGCAAAUGGUGACAAAAAGAAAACUGUUUCCUCAAGCAUUACCCACAUUCCAAAAUGGAAGAACCGUUCCAAGGAAAGUGAAGCAGUAUCUGCUGAGAAACUUGAAGAUGUAGCUUCUGAGCCAGUAGGUUCACAAGAAUUACCUGCAGCCAUUGCUAAUGAAGACCAACAAACCCACCAACCACUUGAAAGACUGAAUCUAUCACCAACAUCACGAAUUCCAAGGCUUAAAAAUGCCUUAGAAACAACAGGUGAAAAUUCAAAUGCACCUGUUGAAGAUCUGAAACAAUCAAGUAAAGAAUUGCCAGGUAAGAACAGAACUGCUGAAGUGACUGACCAAGGAAAGGCUGCCUUCCAACCUACUUCCAGAAUAGUUAAAUAUCAGUCAUCUUCUUCUGAUGAUGAGGGAGAGAAAGGUCAUAAACCAGGUGCUGUGUUCACCAUAAGUGCCUUGAGUAAUAAGCAUUCUGAAGAGGAAGGACUCACUGAUCCCAGCCAUUUUAAAAACCUGAAGCAUUUUUGGGAAAAAGGAGUUGAUUCCAACAAAGGAAACAAUGAUACUUCCAAAAUUCCAUUCAGAAAAGUUAGAUCACCAGAUCACAGAAGCAGCCCAACUGAAAUGAAACAUUUUGCAGAGGCUGAAUCAAAUUCCAAUUUGCUAUCCAGGGAAAGUCUUCCAACCAGUAACACUUCUAAAUUGGAACUACGGGGAAACUUGUCAGGUCCUUAUUCCUCUGAGGAAGAGGAAAAAGUUGUUCAGUUGACUAGAACUAGCAAGUUGACUCCUGUUCCUGCUCCAAGAACCAAAACAACCAUCAAAGUGGAAAAGAAUGAUGCCUUGGUGACUAACUGGGUUGAAUACCCCAAAGCAAAUACAUCCAUUGAUGAAGCAUCCAAAACAUUUGUCCAGAGAACUUGCAGCAGCGAUGAUCAGGCCAAAGACCACAUUGUUCCAGAAUCCAUUGAACAUGGAAAACCCACAACCGCAAGGUUGUCCAGUAACUCCAGUUCAGAUGAAUCUUUGCCUGUCAUGAAAAACAAUCAAAAUGCAUCUGUCGACGUUGUGGAGGAAACUGUAAAAGAAAAGGUUCUUCCACCAAAAGAGGAUGCGAGAAAGGAGAUGCAUAAAAAACUGAAGAAAUUGGCAGCCGAAUCAGCCUUGUAUGAUCCAGCCUCCGUUACGCACACAACUGCAAUAAAUGCUGAUGAUGACAUUUGCAAGGUGAGCCAAAAACAUUUUGACAGUAGUUGCAAGCAAGAGAUCAAGACAUCUUUGGAAAGUGGCAUAAUAAACCUCCAAGAAGAAUGUCUUCCUUUUCCAAAGGAUAAAAAGGAAACCACAUCAAACUUUGUGUCAACAUUGGACCCAGAAGCUGUUCCAGUAAAAAAUGAGUUGGUCGACAAUUGUCAGGUAGAAGGCCUGGUGAAUAGGUUACCUGAUAUUUAUGUAAUUGAACCUGAUACCACUGGGAACUGUAAUAAGCUCAUGAUGCCGAGAAGUGUAAGUGAAGAAUCAACAAAAUUCUGCAAGAAGGCACAUUCUGGAGAUACAGAGGUGCAAACAUCAUCUACGGAAGAGCUCCAGUGUGCAGUCAGUUUGCCCCCUGUAGUGGAUAAGGAACCUCUGGCCCUCACUGAUACAUACAACAACGAUGAUAACCUAACAAGAAAUGCAGUAAAUAGAAGUUGCAGAAGUCCAGAGAAGCACCCUUCAAAUGUUGUUCACUGUAUGGAUGAUUCGGAGAGUAACACUGAUUUUCAGAGGAUAGAAUCAGGACCUACUUAUGGAUUGUCCCCUGUUAUGAGGGCUUUAGCCAGAGCCAGGAAGUCUAAUGCUAAGAGCAUGGACAAUCUCAGCUCUACUCUGGACAGAGAAACAAUCACUUCCUUGGUGAAUGAGAAUGAAACAAGAGGAGAUGGCAGUGAUCAAUCAUCAACUGAUGACAAGCCACCUGUAAUAAAGACUCCAGUCUUGGAGCAUGCCAGGGUGAAGGAGCUGAGCAAGUCUGUACCUAUGCUGAUAUCUGAGAGUGAAUCUGAUUCAGCUUCAGAGAUCAGCUUCAACAUUGGAUGGCACAGGAAGACUCCAAGUGAUGCCAGCCAUUCUUCAGAUAUGGCAUCGGUAUCUUCGGUGAGUGGAAGCAUCAUGAGUGUUUACAGUGCUGAUUUUGGAAGCAUUGAUGCCCAGGGGUCAGUUCAGUUUGCUUUGGAUUACAAUGAGAAGAAUAAGGAGUUCCAAAUCUAUGUGAGUCAAUGUAAGGACCUAGCAGUGGUGGAUGAGAAGAAGGGUCGAACUGAUGCGUAUGUAAAGACCUACUUGCUUCCAGAUAAGGCACGCAUGGGUAAGAGGAAGACCUCUGUCAAGAAGAGAAACACUAAUCCACUCUACAAUGAAAUAUUGAAGUAUAAAAUUGAGAAGAGCGUUCUCCUAAUCCAAAAACUUAAUUUGUCUGUCUGGCAUAACGACACACUGGGCCGGAAUAGUUUUCUGGGAGAGGUGGAUCUGGACUUGGCCAGUUGGGAUUGGAGUAAUCGAGAACUGAACUGGUAUCUUCUAAAAUCGAGGAUUCCCGCAGUGGGAGUUGGAGUAGACCACAGGGGGGAAAUAAACCUCGCCAUCAAAUAUAUCCCGCUGGGCAGCUUAGGCACUGGGGAUCCACCUACUGGAGAGGUGCACAUCUGGAUGAAAAAUGCCAGGGACUUGCCACAGCUGCGAUCAUCAGGAGUAGAUUCAUUUGUGAAAUGUUAUGUGCUCCCUGACACAAGUAAGAAGAGCUACCAGAAGACCCGGAUUGUGAAAAAGGACAUCAAUCCAAUUUAUAAUCAUACCAUUGUAUAUGAUGGUUUCAGAACAGAGGAUCUUAAGGAAGUUUGUGUUGAGCUGACAGUCUGGGACCAUGAAAAACUGACCAAUCAUUUUCUGGGUGGACUCCGGCUGGGCCUUGGUACAGGAUAUAGUUAUGGAAUCCCAGUAGAAUGGAUGGACUCUACAGAAGAAGAGGCAGUUCUCUGGCAAGAAAUGAUGUCCAAUCCAAAUGAAUGGAUCCCAGGCUCCCUGGCACUUCGAUCUCGACUGGGAGGCAAGAAGUUUAAAUGAAAUAGCACCUUGUGCGAAACAAAAAGACAUUUUAGGAUCUUUAUUGCCGAAGAGUCACGGAUUAAAUACUAAUGUUGCACUUAAUGGGUUCAAUAACAUGAAUCAAGAGAAAGGUUUCCAAUAUAUUUUCCUUCUGAUAGGACUGAAUUUAUUGUCCUUGCUUACAUGAACCUUGAAUUCUAUUUACAGAAAUCCAUUCAAAUGCUUAAGCAAGUAAUUCUAUUUCAAUGUGCCUGGUAUUCCAAUAUUGAUAUUUCCAUAGGUACUUUCUCAGGAACCACUUUCUUGUUGCAUUUCACCACCUCUCCAUUGAAUGUAGGCUUCACUAUCACUUUGGAAGCAUAAUAACAUGAAACAUAGGCUAUUGGUUUGAACUACUGCUUUUCUGAAGAAUUCCUCUGUGAUUCUCAAUACUAUAAUUACUAAAGGUAUCCUCAGGUAUACUCCAACAUUUUAUACCAAAGAGUGAUUGAUGUGUGCCUUUACCUGUAACCUCCCUUUACACUAAGAAAAAAUGUCACCCAGAAUAUAAGACUGGAGAGCAAGUAAAUAAAUGAACCAAUUAGUCAUUAUAUGCCUUUCAAUAAAAUGGUUUCUGACCAGAGAGCAAAUUGAAGGGGAAACACUAAAUACCAGCUCAGGCAGUAGUAAACAGUUAAGUGGGCUAUGAGCAGACUAAAGAAAUAUUGAACAGAGUUAACAAAUAGGACAAUGAUCUGCAGGUAGAUACUGGACUGGAUAGAGCUUUGCUGACCCGUGAAUCAUUAGUAUACUUAAGGACAGUAUUUAUACUUUGUUAUAAAGGACUCUUCUAUUUGUACAUAGACUUUUACCUUUUUUUUAAUUAGCUGUUGGCUUCUGCUGAAGACCAGCUGAUUCUUGUUUCUAAAUGAGGAGGUUUGUAAAUAAUGGUGAAGCUGUCUCGGCAAAUUAGCUUUUGCACAAACUCCAAACGUUGUUCUUACUUUCCUUGGAGAUAUGCUGUAAUUGUAGUUCAGAAGAAAAUAAAUGCUAUAUGAAAAGCUGUCAUGGGAAAGGAUCAUAAUAAAGGCUGUUCUCAAGUCAUAACAUCCAGCUGACUAAAGUGGAUUAGAGAAAUUGUGCUGCACCUUGAGGCCUAUAAUGCUGUCACUAUAAGUGGAGUGUAGCUGCCAAAGUGCCUUGUAUGCUGUUUCAUUAUUAAGUUCAAUUGAAGAUUUAAUUAUUUUUCCAUUCCAUUUUGGUGAGACUCCUUUGUCCCAGUACAGGAAUUUAAACAUGAAGCACUUCCUUUUUAAGAACGGCUUUAAAUGUACUGAUACUGGUUAAUCGGUGUGUAUAAUUUGGCUAAUUUAACACAGUGGCUGGAACUUCUCAUAGAAUUGUUUUAAACCAUAUGUUCUAAGUGAAAUUAAAUGUCAAAGCAACUUUUCCAGUACACAAAGUCAAUAUUUAUGAAUUCCUCCCUUUCUUCACCACCCCCCCCCAAAUUUCCUCCCCAACCUGCCAACAGUAGUUUUAUUUAGAAACUUGGCCAAGAAUUUGCCAACCCACAAUUGAUUAAGGGAGAGAGCUUUUGUGCCACAAGUAGUAAGCAAUAUUGUAUCUAUGACAUACUAGUUGAGGGAUAAGUUAGUUAUUUAUCAUUCUAUUUAUAAAUGGACAUAUGUUAUGUGUGAGAAAACAUCUGUCCCUCCCCAGAGGAAAAAAAUCAAUUUUCUCAGCAGAGAAACUCCAGAGAAUUGGGUUGAUAUUUUAUGCCAUCACCUCAUUUAUAACAUUUAAACGAUCUGUUCAACUUGGCACCAUUUCCGAAUGGUUUGUUGCUGCUAUUUCCUGACAUAGUUUGCAUUUAAAUGUUUACAUAUUGUAAUAUAUUCUAUGACUGAUAGCUGGUAUCUAAUUAUUAGCUAUUACUGUUAUGAAAAGAAAAAAUGGUUGAAUUGGUCCUGAUCUAGAUUGAGGAUAGUUCUUAAGUGCAAAAUAAAUGCAUAUCUCUAGAGUUAAGUAGUUAACUCAGAUGCUGUGGAUAUUGUGGCUUUCAAAUUGAACUUAAAAAAAAGAGACAUGACAUUUUGGACUACAAUAUUAUUUGAGAAUGAUGGCGAAGAAAGCAUGUGUUGACUUUCCUACAAUUGUUUCAGACUGAAUUAACUUCUGAAAAUACAAAGUCUGAAAGUUGUCCAUGCAAUAUGAAUAUUAGAAAAUGUGGAUUUAUCACUGAUAUAAUAAAUCAAACUUGUUUCUUG